AUGGUGUUUCUUCAGCCAAGAACUUCCAUAUUGUUAUUCCUCAUGAUACUUGAAUUUAUUUCUUCCAAUGAAAUGAAGCCAACACUGUUUUCUAAUCUGCGGUUUGUUGAGCCAAAAGCAAAAACUGAUUUGUCUCUGAUUCAGUUUGAGUUAGUAGAUUUAGCUUCGAAUGAUGACAUCAGGUCGAAGUCUUCAAUACCUUUUAUAUCUUCAGUAGCCGUUACAGGGGAACAGCCAAAAGAAAGUGGAGAUAAUCUCCGCAUUCAACAAGAGCUUGAUGAUCUUUUUUCUCCAAAAGUCCCCUUCUCGGAUGAGUCACUUUUUGACGGAUACCUCAAUUUCUCAAUUUGCAACUGCACUGAGGGUAACUGCACUCUCAACAAGACGUGCGGAGAUGAAAAUUUACCUCAUGCACCUGUCUUCGAAUACCACACAUUAACAAAAGUCGUAGUUCUGCUCUUGAUCGCUGCAACAUCAUUCGUCGGCAACGUAGCAACUUUAACUUCUAUUGUUCGAACUAGUCGCCAAAGUACUUCGACAGUAUAUAUGUUGCUUUUGCAGUUGACGGUAGCUGAUCUGUUGGUGACAAUAUUCUGCAUAUUGGCCGAAGCAAUCUGGACGCUCUCCGUGCAGUGGUAUGGUGGAAAUUUCUUGUGCAAAGCUGUGAAAUUUGUGCAAAUGUUUUCGCUCUACCUCUCAACUUUCAUCCUUGUACUAAUCGGUUUUGACCGGCUGUGUGCUGUGCGUUUCCCAAUGAGGAGGGCUCAUGCUAGACACCACGUAAAACGAGGCAUAAUAUUUGUAUGGGCUCUUAGUGCUGCGUUCAGUUUACCGCAGGUAUUUGUAUUUAGUGUCAUGCGAGGUCCUUUCCAAGAGGAGUUUUACCAGUGUGUAACUUACGCAUUCUACACAGCUCAGUGGCAAGAACAACUCUACACAACUCUCAGCCUUAUUUUAAUGUUUCUGCUGCCACUCAUCAUUCUCAUCACCACAUACAUCACCACUUUUCGCACCAUUGCAAGCCAAGAGAAGAUGUUUUCAGAGAGGCUCUCUCGUUCGGCGAUUGACAACGCUCGCCAAAAGAUCCUCCACAAGGCAAAAAUUAAAUCUCUGAUGAUCACAGUGGUGAUUGUCCUCACGUUUGUAGUCUGCUGGACCCCAUACUACGUCACGAUGAUUAUCUUUAUAUUCCUCGAGCCUGACGAGCAGCUAAGCCAGGACUUGCAAGCGGCAAUCUUCUUCUUUGGAAGUUCAACAGCUAUGCUAAACCCCCUGAUAUACGGCGCAUUCCAUCUACGUCCCUCCAGGAAAUCCAGAUCUUCAAAGUCCACAUCAAUUUUGAACAACAGCAGUUCUUCAAGAGUCGACAAUUCUAUGAUGAUGACUCUUAGAAGGAGUCAAGCCACCAGGAAAAGCAGAGAGGAGGCUGUCUAUCUGCAUCAUUUAAAUGGUACAGAACGGUCCUCUGCGCUAGAGUCUAAUAGCGCGUAUGCUGAUACAGACAUUGAUAGAACUUAUCCUCAUCAGCUUUUGUCUCGAAAAUAA
Messenger RNA from Uloborus diversus, 1545 nucleotides. Its product is annotated as gonadotropin-releasing hormone receptor-like. Bases 1 to 1545 code for a protein of 514 amino acids. Gene Ontology annotation, molecular function: peptide binding; G protein-coupled receptor activity. The transcript is spliced from 3 exons. Gene Ontology annotation, cellular component: membrane. The record is from RefSeq and is a predicted model, not a curated record. Gene Ontology annotation, biological process: G protein-coupled receptor signaling pathway. Lineage: Eukaryota; Metazoa; Arthropoda; Arachnida; Araneae; Uloboridae.